AUACACCAGCUACUUGUUUACGCCAUGUUGGAUAGCUGCUCUCGUGUUACCAGCUGGCGUCAUGGGAGUUAUUUUGGUCAACAAAUCAAGUCCCUCCUCGACUUUGAUUAACGCCGUGAGCUCUGUGAGCAUGACGAGCGCCAUAGUAUCAGGCAUAACAGUGUAUGAAUAUAAAUGGGCUGUGGGCAGAGUACUGGUCGCUAACCUGGUUGCUACGAUUACGACGGAAUGGGACGACGUUCACUUUGCCGACAAGGACGCAGCUCUUAAACUCACCGACCAGGAAAAUACUGCGGUAGCAAUAAGCUCCUUGAUUGCGAUAUUUUCCACCAUUGAGGUUGCCCUCGCCCUUUGUGCUGCUUGGAUCAGUGAUUCUCUCUACCAGCCUCCCCAAGAGAAUCAAAUCAGUCAGGUAUGUGAAGUACUUUAUCUUUUGGAGACAAGAAAUAACUUUCAUACCAUGGCAUAAAAACUU
This is a messenger RNA of Orbicella faveolata, 475 nucleotides long. RefSeq lists its product as uncharacterized. The record is from RefSeq and is a predicted model, not a curated record. Lineage: Eukaryota; Metazoa; Cnidaria; Anthozoa; Scleractinia; Merulinidae.